AUGGGGAAAGGAUGCAGAGUCAGCAAGUUGUGCAUUUUGAGUGUGGUUUUAGCCCUGGCUGCAAUUACAACUAUUGUUACAUUGUGGACUCUUGCACUGACAGGAGAUGAUGCCACAGCCCCUUGGGACAGGUAAGACACUGUUUUCAUGAAGCGUUGGACUCUCAGAUAUAGUGUGCUUUCUGAAAAGAGGGACCAUUUCAAUGAAACAAGGCAAGUUGUGCAAGUGCAAGACGAAGCAAAGCAUUAUCCAGUAUUGAUAAGGAACCUCAAGAGGGACUAAAAGUGUUUUUACUGCAGGAAUUAGUCAUAUUUUUCAUGUCACAAAUAGUUGCUUUAUAGGAGCUGGUACUUUCCAAACCUAGAGAAAAUUUAAUGGCCGAGCUUGGAGAAUCCUAAAAGUUUGAUUUAAGUUUGGUACUGUUGUUGUGUAGUCGUGUGUAAAAACAUAUUUUGUUUUAGAUAGCCUAUCGGUGCUUUGAUAAGCUAAACCAGAGUGGAUCACCAGACCUGAGUAAAAACAAGCAGGCUUUAGGAACCCUUUAGUGCCUUGAAAAUUAUCCUGAAGAAGAAUUUGAGGAAAUUUUGGACAAUAUGAAACCACAAGUUUGUCCUGUUAUGCUGUCAUCUCAUUUUUGGUGCUUGUUGCUGGGAAGCCACGGAAAGUAGUUUUUUUCCCUACCUUUCUUAAAAAGCCGCUCACGUUCACACUGUUUUCAAGGCCAGGGGCGUCUUGUGGGGUGUCAAGGGGUGGCAGUAGCCUUUUGAAAUCUGAUAUGCCAUAGCUUCUUAUUACUUUGUUGAAUUGAUAUGUUGUAGUGGAGGUUUUUUUUUUUUUUGUAAUACUCAAGCCAUAGUUUCUCUAUAAUAACUUACAAACUACAUUUGUAACAACAUAGCCUAUAACCCGUGGACUGUAAAAGUGAGGGUACCCCAAAAAUAUACAGUACAGGCCAAAAGUUUGGACACACCUUCUCAUUCAAUGCAUUUUCUUUGUUUUCAUUACUAUUUAAAUUGUAGAUUCUCAAAACUAUGAAUGAACACAUGUGGAAUCAUGUGCUUAAGAAAAAAGUGUGAAAUAACUGAAAACAUGUUUUAUAUUUUAGAUUUCUCAAAGUAGCCACCCUUUGCUUUUUUGAUAGCGCUGCAAACUUUAGCUGUUCUCUCAAUGAGCUUCAUGAGGUAAUCACCUGAAAUGGUUUUUACUUCACAGGAGUGCCUGAAGUAACCCUGACAAGGUACUUCUGUCAUCAAGAGCAAAGAGUGGCUAUUUUAAAGAAACUAGAAUAUAAAACAUGUUUUCGGUUAUUUCACACUUUUUUUAUAAGUACAAAAUUCUACAUGUGUUCAUUUAUAGUUUUGAUGCCUUCAGUGAUAAUCUACAAUGUAAAUAUUCAUCUAAAAAAAUAAAGAAAAGACAUUGAAUGAGAAGGUGUGUCCAAACUUUUGGCCUGUACUGUAAGUAGCAAUAUAAAAGUACUGUUUUUACACAUACCUGAUCCACCUUUGUCAGUACCCCAGUUGAACAACCACUGUCAUUCAAGUCUGGACCUGCCCCUGUUAAUGGCAGUUCAGAUUCUCCUAGUCACUGUCACCUGGCUACUUCUGGGCCAUGUUGAUUUUUCCACCAGUAAGAGACCUUAAGUAUUUUCUUUUCAUUUGAUUCUGCACUUGAUUAGUUCCUGUGUAUAUAAGCACACAGUCUACAGUGUUUUCCAUGGCUAUCAAAAAGUCAAGACUUGACAGAGGAUCAGACAACAAUUAGAUCUCCUUUAGAUGCAGUGUUGCUUCAGGUAGAGAACGUACAUGAAAGAAGGAAACACAUCAUUUCAUUCAACUCAAUAAUCUUUGUGUAUAUUCCUCUCAGGUAUCGUCUCCCUGCUGAUUUGGUACCUGACUCCUACAACAUCACCCUUUGGCCUCGUCUCAGCCCAGACCCAGACACCGGCCUAUACCUUUUUACAGGUGAUUGACACCAACUCUCAUUCAUAGCACUUCCACAUUGUGGCUUUAUCAGUCUUAUUACCUCCGCCAAGGAGGUUAUGUUUUCAGUAGCAUUGGUUUGUUUGUUUGUUUGUCUGUUAGCAACUUUACGGAGAGAGUAACAGUGUUGUUUUUGGCAGGCAUUUUAGAUUUAGUUUUAGUCUUAGUCAUUUUGACGAAAUGCUUCUUCGUUUUAGUCCCAUUUUAGUCAUUUCUAUCCUUGAUAGUUUUCGUCUAGUUUUAGUGCGACGAAAACUCAAAAGCUUUUAGUCUAGUUUUAGUCGACGAAAAGGUGCCUUUUGAGGUUCGUGGUGUUCUUUCCCGACAGUUUGAAGCCGCAGCAUGAGGAAACUGUGGCUCCACAACUGUCGUCUGUCUCGUCUCCCCAUAUAAGACAUUGUGUUUUAUUGUCACUUGGACUGUAUCUGAAGUAGGACCAUAAAUCAUCCCUCUUUUUUCGGCCAUCAGGUACCGCUGCUGUGCCUGCCGCCACGGUGUGUGUAUGUGCGCGCCUCGUCCACCUGCCGCUCUGUGUAUGUGUAUGAGUGUGUGCGCGCAGCUGUGCGCGAGCGAGGCUUUUGGUGCGUGUGUGAUGGGGGCGGGACUGUUAGGACAAAAAAAAGCAUGUUUUGAAAAUUUGUUCGUCCACGUAAUAACAAUUUAGUCUCGUCUCGUUCUCGUCUGACGAAAAUGAAUACAAUUUUUGUCACAUUUUGGUCUUUACAGAGCUUUGGUGACGUUCGUCUUAGUCUCAUGUUCGUCAAGGAAAAAAGGGGUCUGACGUCGUCAUUUAAGUUUUCGUCCUGCCUGACGAAAACAACACUGGAAAGUAACAGACAGAUUGACCUGAAAUGUGGUCAAGAUGGCCAAGAUGUUCACCAGAGGUGCGUCUCAGCCCCAGGAGGAUCCCAUUAAAUUUUGGUGGUGAUCCAGACAAAAUUCUGGAUACUCUGAUCCAGAACACACAAACAUAAGGGUGUCGUUGGAAUUUUCAAUGCUGAAAGAUAAGCAAUGGGUGGCACAGUGGUGUAGUGGUUCGCACUGUCGCCUCACAACCAGGUUCUGGGUUUGAAUCCCAGUCAGGGCAUUUCUUGUUUAUGGGGGGACAUGAGCUGCUUGGCGGAGGUCUGCGCUCUCCGACCGCUUUUCUAGUUUGAGAUGCUACCAGAGGAGAAAAAAGUCAAAUUAUUUGCCAGUUAGCGAAAAGAUCAAAAAAGCAAAGGUCACAGGUGAGGUUUCCUGAAUUAAGAUGUUGUUCAUAUUUCUAGUUUGAAAAUACUUCUAGUUUCUAGUUUGAAUGUUUGAAUACCCUGUUGACUGACGUUUUUAAUACUUACAAGCAACUCAGGUCUUGUCUUUUUUGAUUGGGUUUGUUGGCUCCUCAGGGACAGUAAACUGGUUUGCCUUGUUCAAACUGACAACCUGUGUGUGAUCACCUUGUUUAUCAACAGAUAUUAGGCUUUUAAUAUUCAGUAAGUCGAGCUGAUGCAUUUUUCUUAUGUUGUAUCUGUCCUCUCCCUGUGUUUCUCUCAGGCAAAUCCACAGUGAAGUUUAAGUGUGUGAAAGAAACAGAUCUAAUCCUGAUCCACACCAACAAACUCAACUUCACAAAGCUGGAAAAUGAACAAAUUGUCAGGCUGAGUGCUACAGGUACACUGGGCUACUAUACACACAGCGAAAAACAUGGACAUAAACAAAUUUAUUCACCACUUCAUUUCUCUUAAAGGGUCAUUGUCUCUCUUUUUUUCUGCACUCUGUACUCAGACUUGAAAUUUUUUUUCCACUUUUGAAAAAUACAGAUGUAAUACAGAUGAUUCAUAUAGGACAUGUGCUUCUCCAGUCUAGAUCUCACAUAUUUACUCACAAGCAAAACAAAAGUCAUUGUAAAAUUUGCUACUCCAAUCUGACUAUUAACUUUUUCUCUUCCCUAGAUGGUGGAUCUGCUCCCUCCAUAAAGUCAACCUGGCUACAGCCUGAGACCCAGUACAUGGUCAUCCAGCUGGGCAACAGUUUAACUCCACAACAGACUUAUGAGCUGUAUGCUGAGUUCACUGGAGAACUCGCGGAUGACUUGGCUGGCUUUUACAGAAGUGAAUAUGAAGAAGAUGGAGUCAGAAAGUAUGUUUUCCAGUCUGUCAUCGUUACUUUUUAGUAUGUGACUCUUAAUUUUGUUUUUGUAAAUUCUGUUCAAUUAUUUUGUAAUCAUUUUGAUCCUCUCCAGGACUGUUGCAACCUCUCAGAUGCACCCAACUCAUGCCAGAAAGACCUUUCCUUGUUUUGAUGAGCCGGCUAUGAAAGCUGUUUUCCAUGUAACUCUCAUCCACCCUGUUGGUACUGUAGCCCUUUCCAAUGGCAUGGAAACAGGUCGGUUUUAUUAUUCUUAUAGUUCAAACAUCAGUCUAACAUAGACAAGAGCUCGGUUACAUCACAGACAUGAUUCCUACAGUACAUUUGUACAUUUAUCCAAGUUUGGUUACCUUGUCCACUGAUAUUUAACAGUAUGCAAACUUGUGAAAGUAUCUCGAUACAUUGCCACAUUUUUACAAUGGACGAGUGAAGUAGAAAUAAAAACAUGGGCGUCAAUUCUGCUACAAUAUCUUUGUUUGAAAUAUUCCAAUUUUCAAAGUCGCUUGCUACAGAUUUCCAGACUCUCAGCUCCAUAUUAAAAGGAACAAUAAUAGGAACAACAAAAAAAUACCUGACAAAUGGUUUUACAUAGCAAAAUAAAUAAAUAAAUAAAAUCUAAAAAAAAAAACAAAAAAAAAACCCAUUAAAAUCUUUUUAGCAUCUAUUGCAGAGGACCAAGGCCUCCUUAGCGAUGUGGUUGUGUUACUAUAUAGUUUAUUUUGUUACUAUCGUGGUGUUCAGGUUCAGCACUUGAAAACCUCACACGAACCUACACAUACACAGUUUUUUCUAUUAAUGCUACACUAAUGCCUUUCCUCCAGUGUCAUAAUCUUAUCAACUUCAUGUAGCAGCUAUUUGGGGUUGUCAACAUGAAGUACACAAACUCUCUAAAAUGAGCAACCUUCCUCAUCAAAACAGUUUCUGCUUUUUGACUCUGUAGCUACAGUUUGCAAAAGCUGGGAAACAAAAAGAAUACAAAGAGGCACCUAAAAACUGGGGUGGAUAAAUCAUACUACAGGUCUAAAAAAGAAAGACAGGAUACUCUUUAUGGAUGAGCUGUAAACUGUGAUUGUGGAUUCUACACAGGUGCUUUAACCAUCUUUAAAGAUGACAUAUGUGUCUGGACUUGUCUGGUUAAUCAGCCUUAUAUGGAGUCUGACAACCAAAACACCUCUUGUUUUUGAUAUUUUGUGCAGUUUAACGUUUGGAUUAACUAAAGAUGACGACAAAAAGUUUUGUAUUUUGACAUCCUUUGAACUGAUAAGUAAACUACUGGAAAUAAACCCUACAAUACUUGCUUUUCUGAUUAAAAAAAAAAGCAGCAAAGAUACAAUUCUCUCUGUGUUUGUCUUUCAGAUAUUAUAAACACCAAUAUUGAUGGAGUAACUGUGACACAGACCAAGUUUGAGCCCACUGCGAAAAUGUCCUCCUAUCUGCUUGCCAUUGUUGUCUCUGACUACACCUACAUCAAUGCAACACAAGGAGAUACACUGGUAACUGUCUGUGAUAAAACUAAUGGUUUAAUUUUGUAGGGCUGGUUAACAUCAUUUAAAUUAGGUUACUGGUUACUUCAUGAAAUACCUAUAAUUAAACACUAAAACAUUAUAUAGAUGGGUUACUCACAAAUAAAGGUAACAUGUGGUUGUACUCUUGUGUAACCUUUAAUGAAAACACCUAAAUCCUCUAAUUCCUUACACAUUCCAGUCAUAUUGUCCAGACUGAAUUCAGCCAACUGACCUCAUUCACAGUCCAUAAUCUAUACACUACACAACUAUCCAUCCAUGUAGGGUUUUUACACAUGUGAGCUGCCUUUUUUUAAUUUUAGCCUGUAAGUCUAGGAAACAUGACCUCAAACAUCUAGCACAUAAAGAGAUGAUACAUUGAUGUGUUUACUGUUGUGUGUUUAGAUCCGUAUCUGGGCUCGGAGGAAGGCCAUUGAACAAGGACAGGGGGACUAUGCCCUCAAUGUGACGGGACCUGUGCUGGACUUCUUCCAGUCAUACUAUAACAUCUCUUACCCUCUGAGCAAAUCAGGUAAGCUGGGUCUCUCAGAACAGGAGAGUGCCUGAUUGGAUCCUGUGAUGUGAUGGUAUAGCCUAUUCUCCUGUGAAUGCUUGUGUGUCAUAUUGGGGUUAUAAAAAUUUAAUGUGUUUAAAAAAAAUAUGAGAGGCAGAAUAAAUAACACAACUAAAAAAAACUGCAUUAAAUAAGACCAUAUAAUAUGCCAGGAUGGUACAAAAAAUGUGUUUACUAAAAGUGGACACCAGAGGAGGCAGCUAUAAGGAAAACAGGACAGGGCCUUAGAUAGAACCUUGGGGCACUAAAACCUGUAUUGCAGGCAGCAGGAAGGAGUAACAGCUCUCCGAGGUAACAGUUGAAAUGAGAUUGGUGAAAGCUUUUAAUAGAGUAGUUUUCGUGCAGUGGCUCUAAAACUAUAUCAGACUUCUCAGAAAUGUCAACAAAAUUGAGGUAAAGUCACACUUGAAAAGAGAGUUGCCUUGUCUCGAACUUUGGACACGACCAAUUGCUUAAAAAAAGGCCUUAAAUUAAAGAGAAGGUUUUAAAUUGUUUUUCUUGACAAGGAUUAGCUGCUGUAAACUGCUACCCUGGGGAUUUUAAAAUCUGCUGUGGGGAGGGAUGCUCCCCAUCAGCUUAUCUUCCCAGCUGCUCGAGUAUAUAGACGGGUUUCUUGUGUACAAACAAUACUAGAUGCGCGCAACCAGGGGGUCAAAGCCUGCUUGGGAGUGAACUGAUAUCAAUGAAGAUGCCAUAUUGUUUGCAAGUUCUCCCUGACACAAUUGCGAUAAAAUGUCAUUACAUUGAAAAUCGCUUUGUCUUUCAUUGCAUCAAAAUCAGAAAAACAAUUGCUGAAAUGUCCAUGAAUUUCACUCAGUUUACCAGGUUGUGACGGUGUUUUAGGUGUUUCUAAUAUCAGGAGCAGGGUUGUAAUGUUUGCCGAUUGUUUGUUUUACCAAUUCGUGCAGUUUACAGCACAACAGCUCCUUGUCAUUUUCUUUCUCUGUUGACUCCGCUAGUAAACAAAUAAGAAAUGUCCUGCUUUCUGCCCCCUGGCCCCACGUGCAUACCUGUGAUGACGUUGCACAGAAACCCACUAAACCAUCUUUCUGCCUUACAGACCAAAUUGCUCUGCCAGACUUCUAUUUUGGUGCAAUGGAAAACUGGGGUUUGGUGACAUACAGAGAAACUAAUCUGCUUUAUGACCCCCUGACCUCCUCCAACAGAAACAAAGAGACAACUGCCACCAUCAUUGCCCAUGAACUUGCUCAUAUGGUGAUCCAAAUUUACAUUUUUUUUUUUCUAACAAUUCGAUCAAUUCACUCAUGAUAAGUCAGCUGUUUGAUCUCUGGAUUUUGUGCUGCAGUGGUUUGGUAACUUGGUAACUCUACGUUGGUGGAACGAGGUCUGGCUGAAUGAGGGCUUUGCUUCAUAUGUGUCAUACUUGGGAGCAGACUAUGCUGAGCCCUCAUGGGAUGUGGUGAGUAAAAAGUGAUCUGGAUACAAUAUUUGCUGUCUUCAAACCAGCACAUACUGUUUGCAUACUACAUAUUUGCACUCUAUUGCUCGGCCCUUCUGUAAUGCUUAGUCCGAAGGCAUAUAUGCCUGUUUAGCUUUUACAAAGAGAAAAUGUAUAAAAUGAGGCCUGAGGGUAAGAAAUCUUGAAUGUUACUCUGUGUGUUUGCUGCAGAAAGACUUGAUAGUACUUGAUGAUAUCCAAAGAGUGAUGGCAGUCGAUGCCUUGACCUCCUCUCAUCCUCUGUCCUCUAAAGAAGACAGCAUCAUCCUGCCAAACCAGAUCACUGAGCAGUUUGAUACCAUCUCAUACAGCAAGGUAAGAGACACCGAAUCCUUAAAUAUAACUUAAGCAUGAACAUAACUACAUCGCUUAACUGCUAAACAUAUAAACUUUAAAACUGGUUGAUUUGUAGUAAAAAGUGAUCACGAGUAUCUCUGUUUGCUUUAGGGGGCAUCGGUAUUAAGGAUGAUGUCCUCUUUCCUCUCAGAGUCCGUCUUCGUCCAAGGACUUUAUGUGAGUUUUUAAAUAUGGCAGCUUAUGCUUCAGAUGUGAUGAUUCAGACAUCUUUUAGGUGUUACUUCUGGAUGGUGCUCCCCAACUGAUUAAUUUGAUAUGAUGUUUGAAGUCCCACUCUGCUUUAUUUUUACUACUUCAAGUGUUAUCAGUGUUCUUUAAAUUGUGAUAAUGAAGUUUUUAGCCAAAAUCACAUUACAUGUGUCAUUUUCAAGGGCUUUUCUUCUGCAGAGCCCUUGUAGCUCAUUAGCAAUUUGUCUCUGAGUCGUGGGCAGAGACAGCGCUGUGCUCCACUCUCCUCUUCAUGCCAGCUUGCAGCCUAACAUUGUCAGCAUAGUAGAGGUGGCAGGUAACAUAGGAGCUUUUCAGCCUUUAGACACUAAUGUCUUUAGGGACAUGAUGAAAGUUAAUAUCAUUAUUAGCUUUCUUAUGAGCAUUGCAAUCCACUUCCGCACUUGUUCCGCGAUAGUCCUCUCUACUUCUAGGGAUCUGGCCUGCAGAGCGGGGCACCAGGGGCAGAGCUUGGAGUUGUGGCAUAGAAAGUCCCACUGUUUGGGUCUGUGAGUAGUUCACAGUGAUUUGAAUGCAGAAAUACUCAGAAAUGCAAUUUUGCCCUUAGUUUUCUCACGAUAUGUCCUCUAGCAUCAGAAAAAAAAUGCCACAUGAACAUGUAGACGACAAGAAAAACAUAAUUUUUAUUGGAGUGGGUCUUUAAGUCAGGUGAAACAGUAAAAAUAUAAUCAUAGCCAGUUUUGAAGAAAAGUUGGAUCUUGUGAUUACAAGAGGGUUUUACUUAAUUCAGCAACAGGGAGAAAACAAAUACGACCUAACAUUGCCUGUGUUUGUCUCCAGAGUUACCUCAAUCACUUUGCCUAUGAUAAUACAGUUGGAAAUGACCUGUGGGACCAUCUAGAAAUGGUAAGAUAAAAAAAAAAAGAUAAAUUAAAUAGUUUUAAUUUAAUUUAGAGUAAUUUUUGAAAUGCUCUCAUACAGGCCUUGUGUGAUAUUUAGCCUAAAGGCUUGACUGCUCGUUUUGAAUCUCCCUGGAAAAUAUAUUCAAAGCUUUUGGGACUUAUUCAGGGCUUGACUCCUACUUUGUGUGCCAUUUACCAUAUGCUUAAAUUUAUGGUCCAUUACAGGAAACAUUUUAUUUGCUGACAAACUCGGACAGAUGUUGUUUUUGAAUUGUAAAUGUUUUAUAUUACCUGACAAAAACAGACACAAACUCAGACAUGCUAAAGAGUCAAAAACCAUGAAUUGAUCAUUCCUUUUUGCUGCUUCAUCAACAGGCCGUUAAAGCCAAUGAUGUUUCACUUCCUUACUCAGUUAGUGAAAUCAUGAACCGCUGGGUGCUUCAGAUGGGCUUCCCUGUGGUCACCAUAGAUACCGGCAAAGGCAUGGUGACCCAGAAGUACUUCCUGUUGGAUCCAGAGUCCAAAGUCACAGUUGAUUCACCUUACAAGUAUGCUACACAAAACAUCAUGUUGUUUAAGAUGUUUUUUUUCUUCCAAAGUGAUAAUACUCCAACAGAGUAGCUGUAUUUUCAGCUGCUUACAUAAACAGGAUGAACAGACAGUGUGAAUUCUUUUCUUUUUUUUUGUCAGGGUAACAUGUCGACAAUAGCAUUUGUCUCAUCUGCCUCUGUGCCAUUUUCUAAUCCUGACCUCCCAACAAAAUAAGUAAGUUUGUGAUGUGUUUUCUCCCUUAGCUAUGAAUGGGUGAUUCCCAUCACAUGGAUGAAUAAAAGCGGAGUAUCAAGAAACACAUUUUGGCUGACCAAAAAGGAAGGUGUGUAAUGAUGUGCUCAAUAUGUGCAGCAUCGGCAAGACCAAAGUAAAAUUAAGAUAAGGUCUGCCUUACCAAAAAUAAGUAUACCUCAAGAACAUUUUAUGAAGUAUACUGAAGUUCAUUUUAGUAUGCUUCCCAAAGUAUACUUUGUACACUGAUACAAAUGUCUAUUGUUUCUUUUUUUUUUCUCUCUCAGCUUACAACUCAGAUUUCUUAAUGGAUCAGUCCUGGAUUUUGGGCAACAUAAAUGUAACUGGGUAUUACCGGGUAAACUAUGAUCCUUCAAACUGGGACAGACUCUACAAGCAGCUUGUUACUGAUCACCUGGUAAAAAAAAUUAAUCAUUUCAUAUUUUGUUGUAACAGUAUAUUCCGGGGUAAAAUUAAUUAAGGGUCAAACUCACCAUAACGCCGAGUUAGACACCCCCUCGAGAGAUGAAUCUUGCCGACCACUUGCUUCUCUAGUUAUACCAACUUUAGUAACGACCAUGUGAUACCAAUACACAGCAGUCUGAGGAGCCAUAAACAAACCUCAACCAAAAAGCCACUCUAUAGCCACAAAUAAUGCUCAGAACAUCUCCUAACUUCAUCAACAGUACAUAUAGUAUCCCAGCCAUAGUACUAGCACAUCUUUUUAGCUUUGCCUAAUUUCUUUAGCAAAGAAACUAAACGCAACUCACCUACUCUCUUCUAGCAGCCACUUUUUUCGCUUGCGAGACCUCAGGCCAGUCCAUUACAGACGGCUGUGGGCUGACGCAGCUCAAGGGAGAACAUUUAUGAUCAUUUCUCUAGCAUUUCCUUGAAGUAAUAAUCACCAUAUUAAUCAUUUUGCACUGCAGAUGCAGUAGUUCUUAGGUCUGAUUGCAUUUCCAUGAAGAAAUGAUACGAAAGUUGAUAUAGUGAGAGAAGCAAGCGGCAGCAUUCAUCUCUCAAGGGGGUGUCUAACUCGUCGUUAGGGUGUGUUUGACCCUAACUUAAUUUACGCCGGAAUAUCCCUUUAAACUUCCUGAAGUUUACCUCUCAGCUUCUGUCCUGUUUUUUACUCUCUCCUUAAUUAUAUAUAUAUUUUUUAUGUUUUGCUUAUAUUUCAUAUAAUGACUGUAUAUAAUCUGAUAUGCAGGUUAUACCAGUUGCAAACAGGGCCCAGCUUCUGGAUGAUGCCUUCAGUUUGGCCAGGUAUUUUGUUCUCAACAUUUAGGGCUCUUUUUUUUUCAGGGCUUCUUUCUUUAAGAACAAAUUUGAUGUUGUUACAGGAAAUUUGGGGUUUUGUAAUUAUAGAGUUGAGUCAGCUGUACCUCAUAAGUGUAAGAAUAAAAUGUUUUGAUGCAGAGGCAUAGUCCCAGGUAGGAAACUCAACUUUGUAUGAAACUGUAUGAAACAUGUUUCCCUUCUGUCUGCAGGGCUCAGCUGGUCCCCAAUGUUUACCCUCUGAUGUUAACCUCUUUUCUGCUGAACGAAACAGAGUACAUGCCCUGGCAAGCUGCUCUCAAUAAUCUACAAUACUACUAUCUCAUGUUUGAUCGCACUGAGGUCUACCAGCCCUUGCAGGUAAACUUCACCUCUCAGAUCGCUGUAGGAUUACUUCCAGCAUCAAGCUGCGGUUUGUAGAGAGUAACUAUUUGGACUAACAGUUUUACACAAGUUUGCACAACCAAGAGCAUAACUGACUGAGAUGACUUGCUCAUCCCAGCUCCACUUCUUAGCCCAUUUUUCCCCUUAAGUUAAACCUCAUCAUGUUGUCUUUAACAGUCUGACACAUCACUUAUGGAGAAUCUCUGCUAUGGAAAAUGUGUUUAACUGUAUGGUGUGAAUCUCUCACUCUGACACCCUGUAACUGUCCUUGUCUUGAUUGUCUCAGUGAUUCUUCUGGCUUUUUAGUUUUAUCCUCUGUUGAAAUCAGCUAAAACACUUCAGCUUUGACUCACCUCUGAAAUAUUUGCAGGACCAUGUAAUGAAAUUGGUAACCCCCCUCUUCAUGCACUUCAAAGAAUUGACAGCCAACUGGACUGAGAUACCUGAGAAACACACUGACCAGUGAGUAUAACCAUCUGAAAACAGUUGUUGCGGGCUAAACAGACUGUUUUAGGGCAAAUCCAUGUUUUGAAAAAAUAGUAAAUUCCAUUUAGUGAAUGUUUACUGUGAAACAUGAAUUUUCCUGUUACAGCCCAGUUGACCCCUACCCCCUUAACAACAGUUUCAGACAUAUGAGAUAAUAAUAUAAAAUUCAUCAGUCUUGUUUCUGAUGGUCUAGUUUGCUUUUGUGUAUCACAACCAGGUAUCAUUUUAAAUUUCAGUCAAUUUGAUAAAUAACAGAAAACUCCUCCCAGGAGCUUUAAGUGAGGCCUCACUAACACACCACACCAACACCUUUCCUUUCCUUAAACAUACGGGUGUGUCCCACCUCACACCUUGCUGCUCUCUUUUUCUGCAUGUGUCUGUUCUUUUGACAGUGUUCACCAGCGGCACAUUCUGAGAUGCCAUCAUGUUUUGAAAAACAUCUCCCAGUAUCACUUUUCACAGCAGUUGAGACACAUACAGAUGGCACUUGUGAAUUAACUGUAAAUUAUUUAUUUUUACAACCACAUAACUUUUCCGUGGCUCUUUUUGAAUUAGUGGUCUUUAUUUUGGGAAUUUUUGUGCGACACACCUGAAAAAGUGUUCUCAGUUUUGAGUUCAAAAACUACAAAUGUACACAAACACUAGAGCACCUAUGGGUAGCACCUAUUGUUAACACGCUUCUACGUAGCAUCAUACUUCAGCACACUGCUACAUUUUGUAGUAAAACUGUUUUCACACACUUUCCAUGUCAAUUAGUUACUUAUUACAUGGAAAAUUACAAUACAACAAAACAUUAACAUACAUGUAAAAUAUACAAUAUAUCAUUGUGACUUCCUGUUUACAUAACUGCACAUUUUUGUACUUCAGCAAAUGUUUCAGACGCAAACCACUUACACACAGUGUCACUGGGUCUCUCUAUCACUGAUAGCAGUUAUCCUAACUGUUUAAUUAGCAUUAGCAACUUACGUUCAACAUGCUCACGGAGUUCCCUUAAUGUUACUUAUGUCUGCUUACCUGUUAAAAUAGAGCUCAUAUUGAGAGCACAGCUUCAUAUUACAGCACAGAUCUGCAUUGCAAAAGGAUUUACUAGCAGCACACUCCAUCUUUUGGCGAAAGAGGGUAAUAACACCUUAACUUUAACUUCACUGCUUUUAGCCUGUGUGAAUGUUACUGAAACAUGAUAGAUAUUUUUAUAAAACAAUAAAGGAAGUAAAAUGUAUUAAAGUACAUAGUACAUGAGUAACUCGCUCAGUGUUGCGUUUUUCUAUGGACUCAAACUCCCUGUCAUUACGGUUGGUUUUGCCCUUUUUUAUGAGUCGUUGAAGGUCUGCCAGUUUGAUAAGGGGAUGAUAUUACAAUUUAAUAACCUGGCAAUGCAAAAGGGAACAUGAAGCACAGUGUUAUAGCACUUUGAUCUGCAGGGAGAGUGAUAUCCUGUUCAGAUGGACAAGGUGACACAUGUCUCUGAUUGAGAUUAAGUUUGUGAGGGAUAAUCUGUGCUGACUGUGAUGUAUUUUUGGCUUAUUGUCACUACUGCAGAAACAGUUAUAAAUACUUACAUGUGGUAAAAUGAAUUUCCUUUAUCAACCCAGGAUUCUUUUCUGGCUCUGUGUGUGUCCAAAAUUUUAACCCUUUCCUUUCCCUCCGAAAAAAUAGUUGUGGUGCCAAUCGAACUUCCACAAAGUUUGGUUGAGCCUCACAAAUACCACAAAAUGUAACACGGUCGUCUCUUCCUGCAGGUAUAACCAGGUGAAUGCAAUCCAAAUGGGGUGCAAUGUCGGACUAACAGAAUGCCAGAACCUGAUAACUGGAUGGUUCAAACAGUGGAUGGACCACCCUCAACACAAUCUGUUGGUCUAGUUUAAAUAUUACUUUGCACCUUCUGCCUCUUCCCCUUUUUCUCGUAGUAACCAAUGAGUUUUCUCCACUCGCUGUUUACUCUAAUACAUUCAUUCAUCCGUUCAUUGUUUGUCAGGAUCGCUGCAAACCUGCGUUCAGUGGUGUACUGCAGUGCAAUAGCAGCUGGUGGUGAUGCGGAGUGGGUGUUUGCCUGGUCCCAGUACAAGAGUGCUACACUAGCAAGUGAGGCCGGCAAACUCAUGUCUGCACUGGCCUGCACCAACGACACAUAUCUGCUGCAAAGGUGUAACACUUAAUGUCCUAUUCAUAGAUGAUAACAGUCAUAUAACAGUGAAGUAAGAGAGAAAAUGUUCCAUUUGAAAUGAAUGUCUCCGUCACAGAGAUGUGGAAAGAAAGAAAACUGCCACUGAACCAUGAACUUUAAAUGAUCUUUUUUCCCUGUUUUUUGUUUUCAAAGCUAUCUAUCCUAUACCCUGAACCCAGAUAUGAUACGUAAGCAGGAUGCCACCUUUGUCAUCACAUCUGUAGCCAGCAACAGGAUGGGCCAGGAUCUAGCGUGGGACUUUGUCAGAGAACAAUGGGAAUACAUGUUCACAGAGUGAGUAACACACGUAUAAAAAGGUGGAGCUGUGUAGAGCUGAGAAAAAUGACAAAACAUUACAGCUUUUUAUUUUACUAAAUUACGAGUGGAAAUUUUCAUCAUUGACAAGCCGACAAAAUUAGGUUAAACAAAGAGCCUGAUUGUGUGCAAGGACAGAGUCUUAUCUUUAUUUAUGCAGGUAACACACUACACAAGGAACACAAACGGCCCUGUCAUAAACCAGACGCCAAGUAUUUUAACAUGCAGCCCCUGAAGUCUAAUUGUCAAUUUCCACCUGACUCGCCUGUCACUUUGAUACACAGUGCAUUAGGUUUGAUGGUUUUGAAAUGAGGUAUUGUCAGGUGAAAAGAUGAUGUGCUGCUAUCUUGAGGAUUCAUGGAGGUGAAGAGACUCAUCCUCAAAGAUAAUGUGACAGUAUGGCACUGAUUUCUGAAUCCAAGAAUAGAUAUGCCCUUGUGACUAUCACCUCACAUACACCAGCUUAACCUCAAUCCUGCACAGGCCAAGUAACUCAAAUUGAGGCCAUCACCAAACUCCCUAUAACGCCCAUGAUUAUUAAUAAUAAUAAUCAUUCACAAUUACAGGUAUUUCUGUCUUUUAUUCUGUAUAUAUAUAUAUAUAUAUAUAUAUAUAUAUAUAUAUCUAUGGCAAAUUGACGACAAAAGUCAUCUUAAGAGUUGAGUUCUUUUCAUUCCCAGAUAUGGUGUAGGCUCUUUCUCUUUUGCCUCCAUGAUCAGUGGUGUCACAGCAAGGCUCUCCACACCCACCGAGCUGCAACAGGUCUGUACUUAUUAAGGAAUUUCCCAGCAACUUCUUGAGAUUGUUUUCUCAGAAAAAGUAAUGUAAAACAUUUUGUUUUGUUCAUUCUGUAAGCUGGAGGAGUUUGUGAAUGAGCACAGCGCAGCAGGGUUUGGCUCUGCCACUCAGGCUGUGCAGCAGGCUUUGGAGAGGACCAGGGCCAACAUCAAGUGGCUGGAGCUGAAUAAAAAACCCAUCCUGGAGUGGUUAACAACGGGCUCAGGUCUUUAGCUCACCUAAAAUUUUAGGAGUGGGUAAUGUUUAGAGCAAAAAAAGACAACCCCUGUGCCGUGAGGAUCCACCUCCACUGUGAAGACCCGCUUCACUGAGAGGAGCCAUUUUUUCUCCUCGUUCCGUUUUUUUUUUCUUUUUUUUUUUUUUUUUUAAGUGGUCAUCCCGUUUUGUAUUUUGUUUUUGUUGAACACAUGAACACAUGAACACACACACACACAUGAACACACACACACACACACACACACACACACACACACACACACACACACACACACGCACACACACACACAAAAAAUAUCAUAUUAACAUUGUAUACAUAAGAUAAAGCCCCAAGAAAUAAAAUAUUCAUUCACACAGAACAAAAAUAUGUACUUCCCAGUCGAAUCACUUUUAAUUUGAAAGGCUUUGAAUCAACUUAAUUUAGCAUAAUAAAAAAAUAAAAUAAAAUACUUCCGGUAUAUUUGCUUUUAUUUUGAAAGGCCUCAGGUCAAUUUCUGGUACGCACAGUGGAGGUGGGUCCCCACAGUGGAGGUUUGCAACGAAGGGUCCUG
Molecule: messenger RNA, 16046 nt
Organism: Xyrichtys novacula (pearly razorfish)
Lineage: Eukaryota; Metazoa; Chordata; Actinopteri; Labriformes; Labridae
Source: the annotation of a GenBank genome assembly